AUGGGGAUGAUUGUAUCAUCAUCUCAUACCUGUCAGUCAGCUUCUGGUGUUUCCCACGGGGAGAGGCGGCGAGCUGAGGUGGCCAUACUCAUUGCCCCCCAUCUCAGCCGCCACGUGUUGGAGUUCUCCCCGGUGAAUGAGAGGGUCGCGUCCCUCCGCCUCCGGGUGGGGGACAAGUCUCUCACUGUUGUGACGUCCUACGGGCCUAACGGCAGUGCCGAGUACCGGCCUUCUUGGAGUCCUUGGGAGGGGUACUGGACAGUGCACCGCCCGGGGACUCCGUUAUUCUCCUGGGGGACUUCAACGCCCAUGUGGGAAAUGCCAGUGACACUUGGAGAGGGGUGA
This is a messenger RNA of Knipowitschia caucasica, 345 nucleotides long. NCBI's taxonomy places the organism in Eukaryota, Metazoa, Chordata, Actinopteri, Gobiiformes, Gobiidae. The record is from the annotation of a GenBank genome assembly.